Molecule: messenger RNA, 588 nt
Organism: Zonotrichia leucophrys gambelii
Lineage: Eukaryota; Metazoa; Chordata; Aves; Passeriformes; Passerellidae
Product: olfactory receptor 14J1-like
Exons: 1
Coding region: 1-588 (195 amino acids)
Biological process (GO): G protein-coupled receptor signaling pathway
Cellular component (GO): membrane
Molecular function (GO): odorant binding; olfactory receptor activity
Source: RefSeq, a predicted model, not a curated record
AUGUGCUACGACCGCUACGUGUCCAUCUGCAAACCCCUGCACUACGGGACCCUCCUGGGAAGCAGAGCUUGUGCCCACAUGGCAGCAGCUGCCUGGGCCAGUGCCUUUCUCUAUGCUCUGCUGCACACAGCCAAUACAUUUUCCCUGCCUCUGUGCCACGGGAAUACCCUGGGCCAGUUCUUCUGUGAAAUCCCACAGAUCCUCAAGCUCUCCUGCUCCAAAUCCUACCUCAGGGAACUUGGGCUUCUUGAUAUUAGUAUUUGUUUAUUUUCCGGAUGUUUUUUGUUCAUUGUUUUCUCCUAUGUGCAGAUCUUCAGGGCUGUGCUGAGGAUCCCCUCUGAGCAGGGACGGCACAAAGCCUUUUCCACCUGCCUCCCUCACCUGGCCGUGGUCUCCGUGUUCUUCAGCACUGCAGCAUUUUCCUACCUGAAGCCUCCCUCCAUCUCCUCCCCAUCCCUGGAUCUGGCCCUGUCAAUUCUGUACUCGGUGGUGCCUCCAGCCCUGAACCCCCUCAUCUACAGCCUGAGGAACCAGGAGCUCAAGGCUGCAGUGUGGAGACUCAUUACUGGACAAUUAAAGAAACAUUAA